AUGGUUGUUAAUAAUCCAAAUAAUUGGCAUUGGGUCGAUAAGAAUUGUAUGAGAUGGGCUCGUACCUAUUUUGAAAAUAAGUUAAUUGGUUUAGAAACUGGUACGACAAAUAAUGAUAAAUACAUUAAAAUUAAAGAUAUCUCAUCAUUUGAAGGUGAUUGUGAAGUUAGUCAACGUAAAGGUAAAGUGAUUUCAUUAUUUGAUUUACAAAUGGUUAUAUUAUUUGAAGGUCAAAUUAAUCAAAAAAAUUUAGAAGGUAGUAUCAGUAUACCAGAAAUUUCAUUUGAUAGUGAAAUUAAUGAUUAUCAAUUUGAUAUAUCGAUUUAUAAAGAGACUAGUGAAUUAAAUGAAAUUAAGCCAUUUAUUAAAGAAAAAAUUUUACCAGAAAUGAGAGAAAUUUUUCAACAAUUUGGCAAAGAUUUAUUAUCUGAACAAGGUAAUAAUAUUCAAGUUCCAGAAAAUCAAGUUAAUUCCCAAUUUACUAAAGCGAAUCAACAACAAUUACCAACUUCUACUGUGACUGCUUCCGCUACUGCGAUUCCCAAAAAGUCGGAAACUAAAGAAAUAAAGAAAACUACUAGCAGUAAUACAAUUAGAAGUAAUAGUGGUGAUGCAAAUCGUACAACAAUUCAUUUGGAACCAUCAUUUAUUGUUCCUGCAUCAGAAAUUUAUUCAACAUUUAUAGAUAAAGAUCGUUUAAUGGCAUUUACAAGAGGUAGUGUACGUGUUAUUGAUAGUAAGAAUUUGAAUUCAAAGCAAUUAAUAGUCGGUGAUAAAUUUGAAUUAUUUGAUGGUAAUAUUUCCAGUGAAUUAAUUGAAGUUGAUUUAAACAAAUCAUUAAUUUUUAAAUGGCGUUUAAGUGAAUGGCCAACAAAAGUUUGGUCAACUUUACAAAUGACAUUCUAUGAAUCCAAAGAAUAUCAUGAAACGAAAGUUCAAGUUAAGUGGAGUGGUAUUCCAAUUGGUGAAGAAGAUCGUGUACGUAACAAUUUCGAGAAUUACUAUGUUAGACCUAUUAAAUUAACUUUUGGUUUUGGUGUUGUAUUGUAA
Messenger RNA from Maudiozyma saulgeensis, 1050 nucleotides. NCBI's taxonomy places the organism in Eukaryota, Fungi, Ascomycota, Saccharomycetes, Saccharomycetales, Saccharomycetaceae. The record is from the annotation of a GenBank genome assembly.